ACUGCGAAUAUGUUUUUAGUAAAGAUGUUUAAAAAAAUAUUUUUUUUAACGAUCGUUCUUGCAAUAUUUUAUAUAAUUGCGACAAGACCUGAAUUGCCGCAAUCUGAAACGUCACCUAUUGAUAAACCUGUGACCAAAAAAUAUGUUAUUAUGUUCAAACCGAAAACCUCAGAAAAAGUAAUGGACGAUGUAAAACUACAAAUUGUGAAUAACGGAGGAUCUAUAUAUUUAGAGUACUAUAUGAUCAAGGGUUUUGCAGCUGAAAUACCAGAAUCUUUUGUUCAAACUCUUGAACAUAAUCCUAACAUAAACUCUAUGGAAGAGGAUCAACUUGUACACACAAUGAAAUAAAUGGACGAUUAUAGUUUCCUUCUUUUUAAAGAUAAAGAAUAAUUUAAUUUAUAAUAUAUACUGUAUAUUUUUUUUUAUAACAAAGAAGCAAGAUUUAAUGUUGAUGUUGAUCUGUAAUAGUAUACUAUAUAAGUACUAUAUACUAAUUUUAAUUUAUUAAAAUCAGGUUUCUAAUAAAAUAAUUAUAUAUUAUUUGCUGAUUGGUAAUAAUUUAAC
Messenger RNA from Rhizophagus irregularis DAOM 181602=DAOM 197198, 567 nucleotides. RefSeq lists its product as uncharacterized. Gene Ontology annotation, biological process: vacuole fusion, non-autophagic. Gene Ontology annotation, molecular function: endopeptidase inhibitor activity. The record is from RefSeq and is a predicted model, not a curated record. NCBI's taxonomy places the organism in Eukaryota, Fungi, Glomeromycota, Glomeromycetes, Glomerales, Glomeraceae.